This is a messenger RNA of Trichomycterus rosablanca, 1998 nucleotides long. RefSeq names its product carcinoembryonic antigen-related cell adhesion molecule 5-like. Bases 97 to 1854 code for a protein of 585 amino acids. The transcript has 11 exons. NCBI's taxonomy places the organism in Eukaryota, Metazoa, Chordata, Actinopteri, Siluriformes, Trichomycteridae. The record is from RefSeq and is a predicted model, not a curated record.
UCGUAUCAGAUAAUUAGAAGCAGAAAUGUGUUGUUAGAUAAAAAAUAACAGGUUUCGUGUUUUUUGAAACAAAAGUGAAGUUUUGGAUCAGUACUGAUGGAUUUACGUGGUGUAAACUGCACGGUGUCUCUGCUUCUGCUGACAUGUGUUGGUCUGGUUUUUGGCUAUGAGGUGAUUUUACCUGGCAGUGUGAAUGGAACACUUACAAAGAAUGUGAUGUUUAACCCAAAGACAAUUCCUCCUCCACCUUAUACACUGAUCUACUGGAAUUUUGGUAGAACAAACAUUGUUACUGUAGUUGGUGAUAAGAUUAUCUAUGAUCCUGCUUACUCAAACAGAGCUGUGUUUAACAACAACAGUCUUUCUCUGGAGCUUAAGCAUUUAACUAUGAAAGAUGAAGGAGAAUACACCCUGACUGUAAACAAAGAUGGAGUAGUUCCUACUGAUACAACUUCACUGCAUGUGUUUGAGCCAGUCUCUAAUGUAACCAUACUACCAAAUGAGACAGAGCUUGUUGAAUUCAACAGCACUGUGAGUCUCAAAUGUUCUGCCUCGGGUUCCGAGCCCAUUUCAAUUCUUUGGCUAAACGGCAGCUCUGAGGUAACAACAGUGGGAGAAAACAAGACUCUCACCAUUACCAGUCUGACGAGAGACGAUUCAGGCCCUUACACAUGUGAGGCAUCCAACCCUGUCAGCAAAGAAAAGAGUCAUCCUCUGAACCUUACAAUCUACUAUGGUCCAGAAAAUAUUGUUGUUAAUGCAACUUCAGUGAAACCCAUCUACAUCUCUGGAUCUAACAUCACAAUUACCUGUUCAGCGGAGUCACAUCCAGCUGCUGAGUUUCAGUGGAUGGUGAAUGGAACGACAUUGGUUACAAUGGGCCCAGAGCUUAAACUGGUUAACAUUCAGACCAAUCAAAGUGGCAGCUACACUUGCAACAGCCAUAACAACAAAACCCUGAGAUACACCACAUUUAAACCCAUCAACAUUACUGUUCUAGAAAUGAUAUCUGGAGUGACACUUACUGGACCAACAGGUGACCCAAUAGAAGGUGAUUCUACUAAUUUAACCUGUAAUGUCAGCGGGACCAUCGUCAAUACUGAAUGGACGAAGAAUAAUGAGAAGUUGUCUGCUAGCGACAAUAUCGCAUUCUCAGCUGAUCACAGAACAGUAAUGAUCAAUCCUGUGAAGAGAACAGACACUGGACUGUACCAAUGUAAUAUCAGCAACCCGGUCAGCUUUGAUACUGCAGAGUUCAGGAUGACUGUUAACUAUGGACCAGAUAUUAUCAGGAUUGAUGGAAAAGGAGAUGUGGAGGAGGGAACAAGAGUAGAAUUAUAUUGCAUUACUGAAUCUGAACCACCUCCUUCAUACAGAUGGGAGUUUAAUGGGAGUUUAACUGUGGAAACUUCAAAUGUAUUUACUGUGGAACGGGCUAACUUUAGUAACAGUGGAAUAUACAACUGCACAGCCUUAAAUUCUAUCACUAAUCUUACUGUCUCGAAAACCCACAUCUUGAAAGUCAAAGGGACUGGUGGUGAAAGUGGAGGUUCGCUGUCUGGAGGAGCUAUAGCUGGGAUUGUUAUUGCGGUGUUAUUAGUAGUUGCUGCAGUUGUCGGUUUAAUUGUCUACUUUGUGAAAACCAAGAAACUAUCAAAAAGCACCUUGAGACAAGAUAAGCAGAACAGAGCAACACAAAAUGGAGAUGAACAUGAGUUACACUAUGCAGACAUCCAACAUUCCGCAAAUCAGAGGCAAAGCGGAUUGCCAGCAAGAGCAGCGGCUAAACCCUCACAAUAUAAUCAGGGAGCAACGACUAGCCCUGAUACUAUCUAUGCUGGAGUGAAAAAGUGAUAUAAUCAAUAUUGCAGCACUGGACACAGACCAAAUCCUAAAUUCUACACGGUAAAACACAUGUACAUUUCAACAAUUCUGUUAAAAAGAGCUGUGAAUUUAAUUCAACCCCCAAUCAUCUGGAAAAGAAAAUACAAGACAAAU